Molecule: messenger RNA, 3141 nt
Organism: Doryrhamphus excisus (bluestripe pipefish)
Lineage: Eukaryota; Metazoa; Chordata; Actinopteri; Syngnathiformes; Syngnathidae
Source: RefSeq, a predicted model, not a curated record
AACAUCCAUUUCAUCUUUGCUCGAUCCCUGCACUGAGGCGUGACGCUAACGUCGAAUCGGAGGUCUUUGAAAGCAGCAGGGAACGUCGUCUUAAUGUUCAAACAUUGCAGUGGCACAGCCUUGGAAAACAAAACGUCAACAAAAUAAUUCCAGCCCGUUUCGCUAAACGUCAGGCUUUGUCGAUCUCAGGUGACGUCACUGUCUGGCGGAAGAUGCUGCUGCCUUCAGGUGCUGUCCAAAAUAAUCAUAGUGUAUGUCCAUUAUGUCUACGGGUUCCGUGCAUUCACGCGAGAGUACAAACAGACAUGGACAAUAAGGUAUACACACACACUCACACCUUAAUACGUGAAUAUACAAUCAUCUACACUAACUCGCUUAUACACAGAGUCGUGUUAAGUUGUGGUUGUACUGAUUGUACCUGAAUGUAGCAUGAGUCUGCCGGCAGUCAUGGAAACAGUGUGACGCUAAAGUGUACCGUUCGCCUUUCCAUAAUCCGUUUGGGAACUUCUACUCAAGUAUUUUGUUAGUGUAGUUAAAGUUACUUAAUUUUAACAUCGUACGAAUGUGUUUUGGGAUAUCGGCGAGCGUGUUCUGAGUGCUAAUUCCGUUUAGUUAGCCACUGCAACUGCACCAGUCCGGUAGGUGGCGGUAUUGCACUUAAUCGUAUAGAAAAAGAAGAACGAGUAAACAGCUUUAAUCAGCUAGCUAACCGGCUAAUUUGUUGAUGAGACAACGCGCGCGUUUUUUUUUAAAACGUGCACGUACGUCAUAUAUCGCCAGCUAUGCCUUUCUAUGAAGUUUACUCCCAUCCUGCUUUAAUUCGGUACAAAACCAGCCUUUGCACCAGCGCCACCGUGUUCCUUGUCGCGGUCCUGUGCCUCACUUACAUCCCACCGUUGCUGGUGGUGUACAGGAGCCAAGGUUUCUGGAUUAAAAGGAGCACCUAUGAGGAGCAGCCGGUAGUGCGCUUCCAGUAUGAGACUCUCCUGGUAGCCUCCACCAGCACAAGCGGAGACUAUGUAGCCUGGAGCACCGCCCCUCAUCUCAACAACAUGCUGGGGGACAACCUGAGAAUCCCUCUUGUCUCUGUGAGAGAAGAGGACCACAACCAGGACGGGAAGCUGGAUCUCCUGGUUUUUCAGUUGCAGUUACCCUUGAAAGAUGAGGAAAGUGUUUACAGUGUGCAACUGCUUCUGACCUUCAGCUACCAGCUCUUUACAAAGUCAACAGUGGUGAUGCAGAGCCUGGCUUACGUGCAGCACUCCUCUUCGGUCCCCGGAGCCAAGCUCUUCGUCAGCGGAGACCUGAGGCUGCAGCAGAGGACGCCGUUGCCUCACCGCGGACUAUUCAACAUUUACAACGUGUCUGUGAUUGACACCUCCAGCCCUUUUGCAAGUGCAUACGACCUUGACGGCAUCGUGAGGCGCUACCAGGAACGAAACUUGACCACGGUACUUUCCUGCCCCACGCCAGUGUGGACCACGGGACGGGCUGCUGGUUCUCCUUUCCUACUGAACGUGGAGAUCCGCUACCCCACAGAGGUAAUUAGCUAUCGUCCCGGCUUUUGGGAAACCAUUAAGUUUGCCUGGAUCCAAUAUGUCAGCGUUCUUCUGGUUUUUCGCUGGCUUUUUGAACGCAUCCAGAAGUUUGUCUUCCAGAAACAGGUGCUAACCACCGUCCCGGUCACGCCUGGAAAACCUCACCAGCAUUGACGUCGCUUCAACGCGGGAUUAGGAGGUUUUGCUCUUUGGGUUUUAGGCACAGAAUCAAGUGGACCCUGUCAACGCUGUCACUUUCAGCACUGUGACCAAAGUUAAAUGAUAAAGACACCCCCAAUAAACUUGCAAUAUUAUGAGGAAAAAUAACAUCUUUUUACAAGCAUAAAGUUGAAAUAUGCUGAGAAACAAAAAUCAGGUACCGAUAUUUAUAGGUGCCAAUAAUUAAAAAAAAAAGUUUAAAUAUUUAUUUUUCUAAGUCAUAUGUUGAAAAACAAAAAUUAGGUUGCAGAAAUUAGAAAAGCAGACUAUUUUACAAGAAUAAAAUCAAAAUAUUGAGAGAAAAAAAGUUACUUUUUACAGAGGAUUUUAAAAAUAUUUUUUAGUUGGAGCCUAUAGGAGCCUUGGCUACAAAAAUGUCCUUAUUUUUUCCUCAUAAUAUUAUGAUUCAUUGUUGUUAAAUUGCUACUUUUUUAAAUACUAAAAUAUUUUUUUAAGCUGAAAUAUUUAGAUAAACAAAACAAUGGGCUGCACGGCGGAUGAGUGGUUAGCGCGCCGACCUCACAACUAGGAGACCCGAGUUCAAUUCCACCCUCGGUUAUCUCUAUGUGGAGUUUGCAUGUUCUCCCCGUGCAUGCGUGGGUUUUCUCCGGGUACUCCGGUUUCCUCCCACAUUCCAAAAACAUGCUAGGUUAAUUAGCCACUCCAAAUUGUCCAUAGGUAUGAAUGUGAGUGUGAAUGGUUGUUUGUCUAUAUGUGCCCUGUGAUUGGCUGGACCCCGCCUCUCGCCCGAAGACAGCUGGGAUAGGCUCCAGCACCCCCCGCGACCCUCAUGAGGAUAAGCGGUAGAAAAUGAAUGUAUGAAUAAUUUGGAGCAGCCGAACCGGAGCAGGAGGGGAUAGAAAAGAAGAAAAAAAAAACUGAAUAGGGAGUGCGGGGACAAUACAAAGAGAGAGAAGAACAAUUGCAAUGACAAUAACAACAACAAAAAGAACAUCAGCAAAUAUCUCCAGCACCCCCGCGACCCUUGUGAGGAAAAGCGGUAGAAAAUGAAUGAAUGAAUGAAUGAAUGAACAAAACAAUGAAUAAAGUUGCCAUUUUGGGCAAAAACAGGUUUUUAGAAAAGUUAUGUUACACAUCAAAGUCAUAAAAUCUAAAAACCAGGAACCUGAAAUAGUUGGAAAAUGAAAAUCCCAUUAAAAGCCCACUCUUAUGUGCGGUCUGUAAUGUUUUAAUGAAAUAUUUUUGAUAUUUUAUGACACAAAACGUGCAAGUCUACUCUUAUAGAGUGUUAAUAGAUUGAAUGGUUUGAUUUUGUUUUUUUUUUUAAAGAAUUUAAGUGAAUGGAGUACAUGUCAAUUGUUGUAUAUAGACAUUGUUUUUUUUAAUCUACUGGAUUAAAUAAAGGUUUAUUCAGUAGAUCAUU